This is a messenger RNA of Eriocheir sinensis (Chinese mitten crab), 1348 nucleotides long. Its product is annotated as arf-GAP with dual PH domain-containing protein 1-like. Gene Ontology annotation, molecular function: GTPase activator activity; phosphatidylinositol bisphosphate binding. The transcript is spliced from 7 exons. Gene Ontology annotation, cellular component: plasma membrane; intracellular membrane-bounded organelle. NCBI's taxonomy places the organism in Eukaryota, Metazoa, Arthropoda, Malacostraca, Decapoda, Varunidae. The coding region runs from base 140 to 1294 and encodes 384 amino acids. The record is from RefSeq and is a predicted model, not a curated record. Gene Ontology annotation, biological process: positive regulation of GTPase activity.
AGAGGAGGAGGGGCAGGGAGGAGUCAGCGGCGGCACAGGGCGGGUCACGUCUCCCACGGCGGCCGAAAAUAUGUCAGUGUGCCAGUGAGUGAGUGAGCCCGGGACGCCCCUGCAGCAGCGCCUCAGUGCCCGGGCAGCCAUGGGGGACAGGAACUUCCACCGCAUGAGCGAGAUGGUGAAGCAGGGCGGCAACAGCGAGUGUGCCGACUGUGGCGCGGCCCAUCCAGAAUGGGCGUCGUACAACCUUGGGGUCUUCAUCUGCACCACCUGCGCCACCUGGCACCGUCGCCUCGGCACACACAUCUCCAAAGUCAAGUCCCUCAAGCUGGAUAAAUGGGACGAUGACCAGGUGGAGUGGAUGGAGCAGAACGGGAACUUGAAAGCCAAAGAGAAGUACGAACAGCACGUACCACACUGCUAUCGGGUACCCAAGGCUGGCGACCCCCCAGUGUUGCUGGAGCAGUGGAUCCGCGCCAAGUACGAGCGCGAGGAGUUCAUCCACGUGGACCGCCAGACUUACAUCACCAGCGAGAUCGAGGGUCGGCUCAUGAAGAAGGCGCGGGACGAGAACAAAUAUUACGAGAGGAAGUUCAUCGUCUCGGAGAACUCGCUGAAGUACUUUAACAAGGAGAACUCUAAGGAACCCAAAGUCACCAUCACACUGUCCGAGCUCAGCAUAUGCCUGGCGCCCCCAAAGAUGAACCAAAACAACGGCAUGCAACUUUCAUACAUGUGUGAGGGCUCCACAAGGCACAUUUACGUCUACCAUGCGAGCGGGGAGACCAUCAUCAACUGGUACAUGUCGAUUCGUAACAUCAAGCUCAAUAGACUCCUUGUUGCCUACCCGAGUGCAUCUCCAGAAGAGGUGGGUCAUGACUCAGAAAACUCCCCUUUCAUCGAUGGAGGUGGUCUCAAAACAGGGCCCAGCGAGAGGGAUGCCUACAGGAAGAGGUGGUUCAUUCUCGACGACCGCAAGCUGAUGUACCACGAAGGGCCGAUGGACGCAUACCCACGCGGGGAGAUCUUCCUGGGCCACAAGGACGACAAAUACAGCGUCAAGGAGGGUGUUCCGAGGGGCUGCAAGGACCAUGACUUCACCUUCUCCCUCGCCACACCCGAGCGCACUUACGUCAUGUCCGCGCCCACCUGCGAGGAGAGGGCGGCGUGGAUGGCGGCAAUUAGUGCGGUGCUGGAGCGAACGUUGCGGCCCCAGGACAAUCAGAGUAAGGCAGACAUGGCGGCGAAUCGCAAGUCGUCCCGCUCAUCCAGGCACUCAUGGUUUAACUUCCACUAGCUAACACUUUUCUCCUCUGUCCCGGCAUGCAUUAGCGCUCCUGUAGUGUUUGUG